Molecule: messenger RNA, 7884 nt
Organism: Phyllostomus hastatus (greater spear-nosed bat)
Lineage: Eukaryota; Metazoa; Chordata; Mammalia; Chiroptera; Phyllostomidae
Gene: TNC
Product: tenascin C
Exons: 29
Coding region: 360-7265 (2301 amino acids)
Molecular function (GO): protein binding
Source: RefSeq, a predicted model, not a curated record
AUAUAAGCCAGCCAAAGCUGGCUGCACUGGCCACAGCCUGCCUACUGUCCCACGCUCUCCCGCGCAGACACACACGGCCCCUCCUCCGCGCACAGACAGCGUGGGGUGGCCUGUCUCUGGGGCGCAGCGCACCUGGGAGUCCCGCGGCUGCUGCUCACGUCCAGGUACUGAUUCCAUGGAGCUGGUUCAUUCAAGGAUCUAGGUCUUUUCCAACUCCGGAAAGAAGAGAAUUCCUUCAAGAAGAUCAGGAACAACUGAUUUAGAUUCAACUCUCGGCUUCCAAGUCCCCAUCUCUGCCUGAGAGUGAGACACCUAGGAUCCUAGAACCCGAGAAACACCCAGCCAAACCCACCUCCGCCAUGGGGGCUGUGACUCGGCUCCUGGCAGGCAUCUGCCUAGCUUUUCUCGCCCUCAGGGCUGAUGGAGGGGUGCUCAAGAAAGUCAUCCGGCACAAGCGGCAGAGUGGGGUGAACAUCACUCUGCCGGAGGAAAACCAGCCCGUGGUGUUUAACCACAUCUACAACAUCAAGCUGCCUGUAGGGGCCCAGUGCUCCGUGGAUCUAGAAUCAGCCAGUGGCGAGAAAGAGCUGGCCCCACCAUCGGAGCCCAGGGAAACCUUCCAGGAGCACACGCUGGACAGGGAAAACCAGAUCGUCUUCACCCACCGCAUCAACAUCCCCCGCCGGGCCUGUGGGUGUGCUGCUGCUCCUGACGUCAAGGAGCUCCUGAGCAGGCUGGAGGAGCUGGAGAACCUGGUGUCUUCCCUGCGGGAGCAGUGCACCAUGGGAGCAGGCUGCUGUCUCCAGCCUGCUGAAGGCCGCCUGGACACCAGGCCCUUCUGCAGUGGCCACGGGAACUUCAGCACUGAAGGAUGUGGCUGUGUUUGUGAACCUGGCUGGAAAGGCCCCAACUGCUCUGAGCCCGACUGUCCAGGCAACUGCCACCUGCAAGGCCAGUGCCUCGACGGGCAGUGCAUCUGUGACGAGGGCUUCACCGGGGAGGACUGCAGCCAGCUGGCCUGCCCCAGCGACUGCAAUGACCAGGGCAAGUGCACGAAUGGGGUCUGCAUCUGUUUCGAAGGCUAUACCGGCGCUGACUGCAGCCGGGAGGUCUGCCCGGUGCCCUGCAGCAAGGAGCAUGGCAGGUGUGUGGACGGCCAGUGUGUGUGCCAGGACGGCUUUGCCGGCGACGACUGCAAUGAGCCCCUGUGCCUCAACAAUUGCUACAACCGUGGGCGCUGCGUGGAGAACGAGUGUGUGUGUGAUGAGGGCUUCACUGGCGAGGACUGCAGCGAGCUGAUCUGCCCCAAGGACUGUUUCGACCGGGGCCGCUGCGUCAACGGCACCUGCUACUGCGAAGAAGGCUUCACGGGGGAGGACUGUGGCCAGCUCACCUGCCCGCACGCCUGCCACGGCCAGGGCCGGUGCGAGGCGGGGCAGUGCGUGUGCCACGAGGGCUUUGCCGGCGUGGACUGCAGCGAGAAGAGGUGUCCCGCCGACUGUCACCACCACGGCCGCUGCACCGACGGGCAGUGUGAGUGUGACGAUGGCUUCACGGGAGCUGACUGCAGUGAGCUCCGAUGCCCCAACAGCUGUAGUGGCCACGGCCACUGUGUCAACGGGCAGUGCGUGUGUGACGAGGGCUACACUGGGGAGGACUGUAGCCAGCUGCGGUGCCCCAACGACUGCAACAGCCGGGGCCGCUGCAUCGAGGGGAAGUGCGUGUGCGAACAAGGCUUCCAGGGCUACGACUGCAGUGAAAUGAGCUGUCCCAAUGACUGUCACCAGCACGGCCGCUGCGUGAAUGGCAUGUGUGUCUGUGAUGAUGGCUACACCGGUGAGGACUGCCGGGAUCUGCGGUGUCCCAAGGACUGCAGCCACCGGGGCCGCUGUGUGGAGGGGCAAUGUGUGUGUGAGGACGGCUUCACCGGCCGCGACUGUGCGGAACUCGCCUGUCCCAGCGACUGCCACGGCCAGGGCCGCUGCGUCAACGGGCAGUGUGUGUGCCACGAAGGCUUCAUGGGCAAAGACUGCAAGGAGCGAAGGUGUCCCAGCGACUGCCACGGUCGAGGUCGCUGCGUGGAUGGCCAGUGCGUCUGCCACGAGGGCUUCACGGGCCCAGACUGUGGGCAGCGUUCCUGCCCCAAUGACUGCAGUAACUUGGGACAGUGCGUGGCAGGCCGCUGCAUCUGCAACGAGGGCUACACCGGGGAAGACUGCUCGGAGGUGUCCCCUCCCAAAGACCUCAUUGUGACCGAAGUGACAGAAGAGACUGUAAACCUGGCCUGGGACAACGAGAUGCGGGUCACAGAGUACCUUGUGAUGUACACACCCACCCACGAGGACGGCCUGGAAAUGCAGUUCCGGGUCCCCGGGGACCAGACGUCCGCCACGAUCCGGGAGUUGGAGCCUGGCGUAGAGUACUUUAUCCGGGUGUUCGCCAUCCUGGAGAACAAGAAGAGCAUUCCCGUCAGCGCACGGGUGGCCACUUACCUGCCUGCACCUGAAGGCCUCAAAUUCAAGUCCAUCAAGGAGACAUCUGUGGAAGUGGAGUGGGAUCCUCUGGACAUUGCUUUUGAGACAUGGGAGAUCAUCUUCCGGAAUAUGAAUAAGGAAGAUGAGGAAGAGAUCACCAAAAGCCUGAGAAGGCCAGAGACCACAUACCGGCAAACAGGCCUGGCUCCUGGACAGGAAUAUGAGAUAUCUCUGCACAUCGUGAAAAACAAUACUCGGGGCCCAGGCCUAAAGAAGGUGACAACCACCCGCCUGGAUGCUCCCAGCCAGAUGGAGGUGAAAGACGUCACAGACACCACGGCACUGGUCACCUGGUUCAAGCCCCUGGCCGAGAUCGAUGGCAUCGAGCUCUCCUAUGGGAUCAAGGAUGUGCCGGGCGACCGCACCACCAUCGAUCUCACGGCUGAUGAGACCCAGUAUUCCAUCGGGAACCUGAAGCCCGACACUGAGUACGAGGUGUCCCUCACCUCCCGCAGGGUCGACAUGGCCAGCAACCCUGCCAAAGAGACCUUCACAACAGGGCUGGAUGCUCCCAGGAACCUCCGCCGUGUCUCUCAGACUGACAGCAGCAUCACCCUGGAGUGGAGGAACGGCAAGGCCGCGAUCGACAGCUACAGAAUUAAGUACGCACCCAUCUCUGGAGGCGACCACGCUGAGGUCGAAGUCCCGAAGAGCCAACAAGCCACAACCAAGACCACACUCACAGGCCUGAGGCCAGGAACUGAAUAUGGGAUUGGCGUGUCUGCUGUGAAGGGGGACAUGGAAAGCAAUCCAGCCACCAUCAAUGCGGCCACAGAUAUGGACGCACCCAAGGACCUUCGGGUUUCUGAGACGACGGAGACCACCCUGACCCUGUUCUGGAAGUCACCAUUGGCCAAGUUUGACCAUUACCGCCUCAACUACAGCCUUGCCUCGGGCCAGCCAAUGGAGGUGCAGCUUCCCAGAGACACCACUUCCUACGUCCUGAGAGGCCUGGAACCUGGGAAGGAAUAUUCCAUCCUCCUGAGAGCAGAGAAGGGCAGGCACAGGAGCAAGCCCGCGCGGGUAAAGGCGUCCACAGACCACACCCCUGAACUGGAAAACCUCACCGUGACCAAGGUUGGCUGGGAUGGCCUCAAACUCAACUGGACCGCAGCUGACCAGGCCUAUGAGCACUUUGUCAUUCAGGUGCAGGAGGCCAACAAGGUGGAGGCAGCUCAGAACCUCACAGUGCCUGGCAGCCUGCGGGCUAUGGACAUCCCCGGCCUCAAGGCUGCCACCCCUUACAGAGUUACCAUCUAUGGGGUGAUCCGGGGCUAUAGAACACCAGUGCUCUCCACUGAGGCCUCCACAGGGGAAAUUCCCAGUUUGGGAGAGGUCACCGUGUCCAAGGUGGGCUGGAGCAACCUCAAGCUCAACUGGAGUGCUCCGGAAGGAGCCUACGAGCAGUUUUUUAUUCAGGUGCAGGAGACUGGCUCGGUAGAGUCGGCCCAGAACCUCACCGUCCCGGGAGGGCUGAGGUCCGUGGACCUGCCUGGGCUCAGAGCAGCCACUCAUUACAGCGUCACCAUUCGCGGGGUCACUCGGGACUUCAGCACAGCCCCUCUCUCUGUUGAAGUCUUGACAGAAGAGGUUCCAGAUCUGGGAAACCUCACAGUGACCGAGGUUAGCUGGGAUGCGCUCAGACUGCACUGGACCACCCCAGAAGGGAUCUAUGAGCAGUUUGUCAUUGAGGUCCAGGAGGCUGGCCAGGCCAAAGAAGUUCACAGCCUCACCGUUCCUGGCAGCCUGAGCUCCGUGGAAAUCCCAGGCCUCAGGGCUGGUACCCCUUACACAAUCACCCUGCACGGCGAGGUCGGGGACCGCAGCACUCGACCCCUUGGUGUGGAGGUCACCACAGAGGAGCUCCCCCUGCUGGGAGGCUUAGCCGUGACUGAGGUUGGCUGGGAUGGCCUCAAACUCAACUGGACCGCAGCUGACCAGGCCUAUGAGCACUUUGUCAUUCAGGUGCAGGAGGCCAACAAGGUGGAAGCAGCUCAGAACCUCACGGUGCCUGGCAGCCUGCGGGCUAUGGACAUCCCGGGCCUCAAGGCCGCCACCCCUUACAGAGUUACCAUCUAUGGGGUGAUCCGGGGCUAUAGAACACCAGUGCUCUCCACUGAGGCCUCCACAGCCAGAGAACCAGAAAUUGGAAACUUAAAUGUUUCCGACAUAACCCCUGAGAGCUUCAAUCUCUCCUGGACAGCUACCGAUGGAGCCUUCGAGACCUUUACCAUUGAAAUUAUUGAUUCCAAUAGGUUACUGGAGACGAUGCAAUACAGAAUCUCUGGUGCUGAACGAACUGCCCACAUCUCAGGGCUACGCCCUAGUAAUGAUUUUAUUGUCUACCUCUCUGGACUUGCUCCCAGCAUCCGGACCAAAACCAUCAAUAUCACAGCCACCACAGGUACACAUGCAUCCUCCCCUUCAGAGCCAGAGCCACAGUUGGGCAUGCUAAUCUUUAGCAAUAUUACUUCUGACAGCUUCAACGUGUCAUGGACCAUUCAAGCUGGGCCUCUUGCAAAGAUUGUUAUCAAUGUUAGCGAUUCUCAUUCGCUGCAUGAGCCCCAGCAAUUCACAGUCUCAGGAGACGCACAGCACGCUCACAUCACCGGCUUGGUGGAGAACACUGGCUAUGACGUUAGUGUGACAGGGACCACCUGGGCUGGGGAGCCCACCAGACCCCUCACUGCCUUUGUCAUGACAGAGGCUCUGCCCCUUCUGGAAAACCUAACCAUUUCCGACAUUAAUCCCUACGGGUUCACAGUUUCCUGGAUGGCAUCGGAGAAUGCCUUUGACAGCUUCCUAGUCACGGUGGUGGAUUCAGGGAGGCUGCUGGAUCCCCAGGAAUUCACACUUUCAGGACCCCAGAGGAAGCUGGAGCUCAGAGGCCUCAUAACCGGCAUUGGCUAUGAGGUUAUGGUCUCUGGCUUUACCCAAGGGCACCAAACGAAGCCCUUGAGGGCUGAGAUUGUUACAGAAGCCGAACCAGAGGUUGACAACCUUCUGGUUUCAGAUGCCACCCCAGAUGGUUUCCGUCUGUCCUGGACCGCUGAUGAAGGGGUCUUUGACAGUUUUGUUCUCAAAAUCAGAGAUACCAAAAAGCAGUCUGAGCCACUGGAAAUAACCCUCCUUGCCCCCGAGCGUACCAAGGACAUAACAGGUCUCAGAGAGGCCACCGCAUAUGAAAUUGAACUCUAUGGAAUAAGCAGUGGAAGGCGCUCCCAGCCAGUCAGUGCUCUGGCGACAACAGCCAUGGGCUCCCCGAAGGAAAUCAUCUUCUCAGACAUCACUGAAAACUCGGCUACUGUCAGCUGGAUGGCACCCACUGCCCAGGUGGAGAACUUCCGGGUCACCUACGUGCCCAUGGCUGGAGGUACACCACAAGUGGUCACUGUGGACGGAACCGGGACCCGGGCCAGGCUGGUGAAACUCUUACCUGGAUCCGAGUACCUUGUCAGCAUCAUCGCCACAAAGGGCUUCGAGGAAAGCGAACCCGUCUCGGGAACCUUCACCACAGCUCUGGACAGCCCCUCUGGCCUGGUGACAGCCAACAUCACCGACUCAGAAGCCCUGGCCAUGUGGCAGCCAGCCAUCGCCCCCGUGGACAGUUAUGUCAUCUCCUACACAGGGGAGAAAGUGCCAGAAAUUACGAGAACAGUGUCCGGGAACACGGUGGAGUACGUGCUGACCAACCUCGAGCCGGCCACGGAGUACACGCUAAGGAUCUUUGCAGAAAAAGGGCCCCAGAAAAGCUCCACCAUCAAUACCAAGUUCACGACAGACCUCGAUGCUCCUAGAGACUUGACUGCUACCGAGGUUCAGUCGGAAAGUGCCGUCCUCACCUGGCGACCCCCCCGGGCAUCUGUCACCGGUUACCUAUUGGUGUAUGAAUCCGCGGAUGGUACAGUCAAGGAAGUCAUUUUGGGGCCAGACACCACCUCCUACAGCCUAGCAGAGCUGAGCCCAUCCACUCACUACACAGCAAAGAUCCAGGCACUGCGUGGGCCCCUGAGGAGCAAGCUGGUCCAGACCAUCUUCACCACAAUUGGACUCCUGUACCCAUUCCCCAGGGACUGCUCCCAAGCAAUGCUGAACGGAGACACAACCUCUGGCCUCUACACCAUUUAUCUGAACAGCAAUAAGACCCAGCCUUUGGAAGUCUUCUGUGACAUGACCUCUGACGGGGGUGGAUGGAUCGUAUUCCUGAGACGCAAAAACGGGCGUGAGGAUUUCUACCGAAACUGGAAGGCCUAUGCUGCUGGCUUUGGGGACCGCAAAGAAGAAUUCUGGCUUGGGCUGGACAACCUGAACAAAAUCACAUCCCAAGGGCAGUACGAGCUCCGUGUGGACCUGCAGGACCGCGGGAAGACAGCCUACGCCGUCUACAACAGGUUCAGCGUGGGAGAUGCGAAGACUCGCUACAAGCUGAAGGUGGAGGAAUACAGUGGCACAGCAGGUGAUUCGAUGGCCUACCACAAUGGCAGGUCCUUCUCCACCUUCGACAAGGACACGGACUCAGCCAUCACCAACUGUGCUCUGUCCUACAAGGGGGCCUUCUGGUAUAAGAACUGUCACCGUGUCAACCUAAUGGGCAGAUACGGAGACGAUAACCACAGUCAGGGUGUUAACUGGUUCCACUGGAAGGGCCACGAACAUUCAAUCCAGUUUGCCGAGAUGAAGUUGAGACCCAGCAACUUCCGAAAUCUCGAAGGCAGGCGCAAACGGGCGUAAAAUUCAGGGACAACUCGGUGAGAGAGGUGUAGGGCCCAGAGGAAGACAAAAAUUCUACCAAAGUAUCAAUACAACCCAUCUAACCGUCAAGCCACACCUGGGCACUUGGCAGGAGUUAACAUUGACCAUGGAGCAGCGGGGCCACUGGCAGGAGCGCUGGCCUCCGAGCUCCGCAAUUCCUUCCUUCGCACCAAAGACGACAGUCUCCAGCAGGUUUCUGUUUUGUUGUUUCGGAUCAGCAAACCGCUCCCAGGGACAGCAGCACGAGGGUUUCUGGUUUCCCCUCUCGGGGCGCCUCUGGGGCUGGGAGAGGGGUGGGCUGUACAGUGGUAGUCUGUUUUAGAACCAGCUGUAUUUUACACAGAGCUGUGUAAUUAAUUAUCACUAUUUUUGUUAGCAACGAUUCAAUGUGUGUCAUUGGGAGCCAUGCCUGUGUUUUACAUUUCAUACUGCAGAACCCAGACAAGCAAUGCCGUUUCCAUGUCAAGGAUGUAAUUAAUGUUAUUAAUAUAAUAAUGAUGAUGAAAGCUAAGGACUUUUAAAGACAUCUUCCUUUCCAAAACACACGUGGACAGUACCUGAUUGUAUUUUUUUUAAUAAAAGCACAAGUACUUUUAAA